AUGCAUUUGAUCACUCUUCAUACAAGAGGAGAUGAGGCGUCGAGAAUUGCGGUAUCCCAGAGUUCCCUAGAACCUCCCACGUCACCCAGUCAUGGCUUCCAGUACCUACUGAGACUGAAUGGGAACCAGCAGUGGCAGUUGGCGGUGGUGUUGUUUGGUCUGGUAACCUGUAGUAUCCCCUUCGACCGUAUAGCUGAGAUCUUCAGGGUGCUGGCAGCGUUCGCUAAGACGCCGGACGUGGCAGCCAGCCUGUGGCAUACACUGGAAGCCUCACAGGUGGAGCUGGAGGAGGUGGAGACCCGAGCGGAGGUAUUUCCCAAGACGCUAGCUUCCUGUCCUUUCUGGACUCCCUCACUGACAUUCCUGUCCCCCAGGGCAUCCCCAGGAUUUCAACCCUACCUAGAGUUUGUCAAGGAUCAUGUGUUUGAGAAGUUUUACGUCAGAAGUUACAAGAAUACAUCAGAAAAGUGGGAGGUGGCCAGUGACUGUCUGAGGAUCCUAUGUAAGCUCCUGAGGGAGUAUGAGGUGGUGGGAAGUGACUUUGGGGAGGAGCUUGUUGAGGUACAGAUGGGGGGCGUGGUGCCCGCUAACAAGUCCCCGGGGUACAUCCUAAUGCUACACCUACUGAAGGACUCCCACUUCCUGUCCACGGUGUUGAAAAUACUGGAUGACAUUGUCCGACAACUUGAAACAUACAAGGCUAUACCAGGACAGGAGUCCCUGGAGUCUGCCAGUUUGCUGUGUUUACAGCUGAUAGAGACCAGUCUGGAGAAGUCGGGGACGUUCCUGGAUGCGUGUCGUGAGACGGGAGCCUCCGCCAUGGUGUCAGCCAUGGAUUGUCUUCUCCUGAGUACUAAUCCACGCAGCGGGAAAGCUGACCACCUCAUUAAUGUCACAAUGUUUAUACACUUCAGCAUUCCUCUUCCUGAGCAUGCCCAGUCAGCGAUGAAGAUCCUGUAUUGCGUGUGUCACUUGGCUCCCAUCCUAGUGGCCCUUGUCAAUCUGUUUACAUUAAAUCAGACCUCUCAUCUGGAGCUGCUCCACGGAUUUGUGGAAUGUCUGGAAGUGGAGGAACCAGAACAAAUGGUGGAGAAGACAAUCCACUUACCUGAGGAGGAGGUGUGGAGAGAGAGAGAGAAUCAACUUACCAGAGGAAGAGGGUAUGUACUCAGUAGUGUGGAUAGAGAGAGAAAGAAAGAAAGAGAUAGAGAGAAAAUUCACUUACCAGAGGGAGAGGGUAUGUACUCAGUUGUGUGGAGAGAGAGAGAGAAAGAGAGAGAGAGAGAAUCCACUUACCAGAGGGAGAGG
Messenger RNA from Saccostrea cuccullata (small rock oyster), 1308 nucleotides. Its product is annotated as nuclear pore complex protein Nup205-like. The transcript is spliced from 10 exons. Gene Ontology annotation, molecular function: structural constituent of nuclear pore. The annotation marks the transcript as partial. Gene Ontology annotation, biological process: nuclear pore organization. NCBI's taxonomy places the organism in Eukaryota, Metazoa, Mollusca, Bivalvia, Ostreida, Ostreidae. The record is from RefSeq and is a predicted model, not a curated record. Gene Ontology annotation, cellular component: nuclear pore inner ring; nuclear pore.